Molecule: messenger RNA, 2218 nt
Organism: Klebsormidium nitens
Lineage: Eukaryota; Viridiplantae; Streptophyta; Klebsormidiophyceae; Klebsormidiales; Klebsormidiaceae
Source: the annotation of a GenBank genome assembly
CCCAUUUGUUGAUGUUGAGGCUGAGCACUAGGAAGGAAGGCGCCAAUUGCAACCCCCUUCGAAAUUCAGCCGGGCAAGUAUGGCAAUUGUAACAAGUGAUUGUGGCCAUGCAUCAUCCUCCUGCCUUAGGCUUUGAUUUCUUUGACGAAACUGUUGGUGAACGCUCACCUUGCAUCCACCUGCAUUAGCCAAGGAUUGAGCGGCAAGAUGUCAGGCAACUUCUUCAGGGGGACGACCGCUGAGCAGGACACCCGGUUCAGCAACAAGGAGGCCAAGCUGCUCAAGUCGCACAAACACUUUGCACAAGACCUCGACAAGCCAGUGGACAUCAGCAAGGUGAACAUGGAGGUCAUGAUGAAGUGGAUUGUGAAGCGCGUCACCGAGCUGCUAGGCAUGGAGGAUGAGGUCCUGUGCGGCUUCAUCGAGGGCCUCCUGCAGGAGAAGGGGCUCAACGGCAAAAAGAUGCAGCUGUCGCUCACGGGGUUCCUGGAGAAGAACACGGCACGCUUCAUGAAGGAGCUUUGGGAGCUGCUCCUCAGCGCGCAGGCCAACCCCAGCGGCAUCCCGCAGCAGUUCCUGGACGAGAAGGCAGCGGAGCUCCGCGCCAAGAAGGCGGAAGAAGGGCGCAUCAAGGAGGAGGUCCAGAAGAAGCGGGAGGCGCAGGACAAAGAGAGGGAGCGCGAGAGAGAGGAGCGGCAGAAAGUGCGGGAUGAGCGCCAUGCUGCGGAGACUGCCCAGCAAUCCAAGCUGCCACCGCCCCCUGACAACCACAGGCGGAGCCCCGCUGCAACCAAUGGCGCCCGUGCGGUGUCCUCAAAGCCCAACGGGUCGCCCCCCUACCGCGCUCGGAGUCGUUCGCCGCAGAGUGGAUCUCCUGCGCGAGGACACCGGCGCGCCCCUUCUCCGCCCCGUGGGUAUCGGCGCUCCCCGCCGCCGCGGAGGAGGACCCCCCCGCGCUACUAUCGAAGCCCGGGGCGGGGUCGGCGCAGCCCCAGCGUGGAAGACGAUCGGGGGAUGGGGCCCCGCCGGGAGGCACGGCCCUGGAGGGGGGGGGACGCAGGGGGGCGCAGCAGGUACGACCGGAGCCUCUCCCCCUCCGUCCGCCGGCUGCCCCGCGACCGGUCCCGUUCCACUGACCGCCGCCCUGCACCUGCAGCCGGCCGAGAGCAGCGAGGGGUCGCCCUGCCGCCACCGCCACCUCCGCUCCGCCGUUUGCCUGCCAGCAGCAAUACGGACCGCUCGUCAGAAUCUCCUCCUCCUCGGCGCGCCGAGUUGCAGGCGCGGCCAGGGGCGCGCUCCCCUCCCUCCCAAGGCAGGCGGCGGUCGCCCUCGCUGUCGCCUCCGCCAAAAGGGCCAGUACUGCCCUCGGGGAGGGCGGGCCGGCCCGAGCUGUCGCGAUCGCCGCCAGUUCGGGGAGAGCGACUGGGGCGAGCGAGAUCCGGGAGCGACGACGAGCAGGAUAGGCCGAGGGGUGCAGCGAAGAAGUCAGCGGAGCCGGAGAGUGGGGAAGAGGGCCCCGAGAGGAAGCGGAAGGCGGAGAUGGGCAGGGCGGCGUCGCCUGGUGAUAGUGACGAGAGAAGAGAGGCAAAGCGGCAGCGCAAAGAGGAGAAGCGGAAGAGAAAAGAGGAGCGCCAGAGGAAGCGGGAAGAGAAACAAAAAAGGCGGGCGGAGCGAGAAUCUCGCAGGGCUGCGAGAGAAGGGGCAGACGGGGCGGGGCGGGGCGGGAGCGAGAGUGACGAGGGGGGCAGGGGGCGGGGGCAGGAGCGGCAGAAGGCAGUGGAGGAGGAGCUGCGGCUCAAGGCAUUGGAGUCCAUGCGGGCACGCGCCGCCAAGCAUGGGCCGGACUAGCCACAAGUUUGAAGACCGGGCGCUCAUGAGUCAAGUACACACGAGGGUCUCCAUUUUCCCUUGUUGAGGGUUGCUGACCGAGCAUACACUUUACCUCUCACAUGUUGUUGGCGUCGUCACAGAUGCGUCCGUUGGCUUGGUCUAUUCAACACUCAACCCCUCGGUCUCGUGUGAUAAGGCACUUGUGCUGCAUGCAGUGUCUCCUUUGGACCGGAUUGAAAGUUGUUUCUGGUCUGGCGCUGCAAACUGCUAGAGUCCUCAGUCUCGCAGAUCCGGUCCACUCACAGGCUUUACAUGCAUCCGCUCUGGCUACAAUCUGGACUGGGUGCGCUUUUUGUACCACGUCAUCAAUCUAAUAUGAAUGCUCCUG